GUCUUCCUCUCCAAUUCUUCAUCCACGGUUGACAAACACUCCAUGCCCGCAUACCAGCGACCACGAUGCCUACCAUCACAGACCUCCCUUGCGAGAUCGUGGGCACGAUUCUCGGGAACCUUGACCAUCUGCGGUUUCUUGCCCCCGCCUUGCUUGCUUGCCGCCAUUUCUCUACAUCGUUUAAGGAGAGCCGUGGCGUGGAAGCCUCGAUCCUCCGCCAUCAAAUGACACCGGCACUCCUUCCACAUGCAGUCACCUUGAUGGAGGCAUCGCGUUUGCCACGUCCCCUAAUCAACAGCUCCGUCCUCACCUUAAUUGACGAGCUCUACUGCUCUCCCGCCCGCCUCGCGGCGCGUGUAUUUGCCUUGCCACUGCCUGUCUUGCGGAGCAUGGGGCGCACCCACGACGCCAUCCACUCCUUGGCAACUGGCUUUGCGACAAGCGCCUGGCAGCGCAUUUCCCCUUCAACGACAGGGCGCGUCACCUUAUCGCCUACCGAGUAUUUUCGCUUUUGUCGCGCCUUCUACAGGGUCGAGCUGUUUUAUACUGCCUUUCGGGAUCCUGUAUUCGAGGAUAACAUGAACCCCUGGUUCUUUCGGAGGCAUCACCCGUGGGAGAACGAACAGCUCGCUUCCGUCUACGAGUACUUGGAGGAAAGGUUUGCCGAAGCUUCCCUUGAUGUCGUCGCCCAUGAUGUCGACUUUGGGGAAAUGGGGAUCGACUACGUCACAGCUGGGGCGGAUAAUCGAUGGACACAAGGCUGGUUAUCUCACGGCGUCGAGUUUGUCUACAACUUGACCCUCGCCGACACUUGGGAUGCCAAGUAUAGGAUGCUGGCCGAUACUUCGGGGCCCAGUGAUAGGGAAACCAGCUUGCCCCAGGCCCUGCAGGAGGUGAUGGAUGACGACGAAGACGACGGUAGAAGGUUGGCGGAAUAUUCCGACGCCGAGCUGCACACGAUCGCGCAACGCGACAAUGACCAGGCCGAGGAUGACACGGACCGGGGUCCUUAUGAUGCAUGGCGCGAGGCCAACGCGGACCGUUGGCUGGCGGAUUCAUGCAUGUUCGGUGAUGCCGCCUGGCUACGCGAGCGCGCCUACGUGUUUUGGGACAGAGAGCGGUUGCAAAACCAUCAAGGCGGGUUUGGAGAAGACCCGGAGAACCGACGUGAUUAUACCGAGGCCGAGCACAAGGCUAUGAUGGAGUCGUUUGACGAGAGGUCCAAGGUCUGGCAGAAAGGGGGCAGGGGAUACUGGAGCAAAGACGAUACCAGCCGGGUAAUAUGGCCCCGAGACGUGUCGUCAUCUUGAUGGUUUCGAGUUCCCAUUCACUUCCCGUUUACGGCAAUGAGGUGCAGUCGGCGUGUCGCCAGGAUUCGGCACAGACAUACAUGUAGUUAAAGAAAAAGGGAAGACAGCUAGUUACAUAA
Messenger RNA from Chaetomium fimeti, 1429 nucleotides. RefSeq lists its product as uncharacterized. The transcript is spliced from 3 exons. Lineage: Eukaryota; Fungi; Ascomycota; Sordariomycetes; Sordariales; Chaetomiaceae. The record is from RefSeq and is a predicted model, not a curated record. The coding region runs from base 66 to 1310 and encodes 414 amino acids.